This is a messenger RNA of Pecten maximus, 2043 nucleotides long. Its product is annotated as homeobox protein EMX2-like. The record is from RefSeq and is a predicted model, not a curated record. Lineage: Eukaryota; Metazoa; Mollusca; Bivalvia; Pectinida; Pectinidae. The coding region runs from base 395 to 1189 and encodes 264 amino acids. Gene Ontology annotation, molecular function: DNA binding; DNA-binding transcription factor activity, RNA polymerase II-specific. The transcript is spliced from 3 exons. Gene Ontology annotation, biological process: regulation of DNA-templated transcription; central nervous system development; neuron differentiation.
GUCGCCGACCAGAAGCCUAUUCACCAGAGGAAACGAGCUCAAGAAAAUGAUCGAAAGCAAUUCCACUGGCCAGUUAGGAUCGCUCGUCAGAGCAAGUGCAGUCAGUACAGCAAAAGUGAAUCUGCUUAUUUGAAGGUAGACAUUUUCUGUUGUUGACAUAGGAACGACAUUCAUCACAGGAAAAAAUAUCACAACAUUUAUACUGUAUUUUUUUGUUUUAUGAAAGAAAGCUACGGGCGAAAUAUAUGAAUAAUGACUUUCGAAACAUAUCUGGUAUUGACAUUAUAAUAUAUUCUCCUAAAAUCAUUGGAUGAGUUUUACAGGACAUAAUUAACUCUAUGAUAUUAUUUGGGCAGAACUUGUGACAAUAUUACUUGGAAGCAGGAAAGUGAACAUGAAGCCGAUUUUACCUGUUCCGAAACACGCUUCGAAUGGAUUUUCUAUAGAUUCUUUGAUUCACAAAGACAGUCGCACCACCUCGGGUAUCGAACCCCAACACAGCAUUGCAAGUUCUAUCUCUUCUGGGCUCACAUCCUCUCCUCCGGAUGCUGCUCUGAUAGCGGGUAGGAUCCCCCCAUUACACCCGGCAUUGCCUCCUCACGUGCGAAACUUGUUGUUAGCUGAACAAUCUCAACUAAAUCCCAAUGAUUUGCUAACGUUACAAAGGUCUGCAGCAUGGGCGUUUCAGAAUACCAUGGCCCCGGGGGUAACGUCCCUGGGUCGGACACUUCCGCCUCCAACAGGCCCUUCACUUCAUCCUUUUUAUCCUGGACUUUUAGGUGCUAGCCGAGAUCCCACAAACAUGUACCCCUGGAUGUUGGCACGACAUCCCCAGGGACUGUUUGGUCUUCCGUUCGGUCAUCAAGAUCCAAGCUUUUACUUUCAUCCUUACCGAAAACCCAAACGCAUCAGGACAGCAUUUUCACCUUCGCAGCUUCUGAAAUUAGAACACGCAUUUGAGAAGAAUCAUUAUGUGGUUGGACAAGAAAGGAAAGAUCUGGCAGCCAAAUUGGGACUGACAGAAACUCAGGUGAAAGUAUGGUUCCAAAACAGACGAACAAAAUUCAAGAGAAUAAAGAGUGAUGACGACGAAACUCAAGAUGAUAGCGAAGGGCAGCACCAAGACGACAUUAAUGUCACCGACUACCACGAGGGGGCGUCUGAAUCAGAGAGUGAGGAAAACGAAUAGCCACGUGCUUACAAGAUGUUCAGAGAAAUAUACCGAAAUGUGCAUAUGCAGUAUGCAUGAGCCUUCCAUUUGCAUUUUCAAACCACGUGUUUACAUUCACUCAUUCAUGAAAGGAAGAUGGAUUCAGUAGAACUAUUUUAUGACGUAAUUGUGAUGUUUGAUAUUACGUAACUGUUGUUACAGAAUGCAUAUAGUAUGGAGUGAUGUCAUGACGCUCUCUCGUAUGGACAAUGAUACAAGUGCGGACGAGAGUCAGUUGUACAUGUGUAUUAACUUAAUAGAUGUGAUGGAAACUUUAAGUGACGUUAUGAUGACUUUAAUUCGUCAAAUGAUAUUCUAUUUACAUUGAAAUAUGGAGACAGUGUGCUUUGAACUCAUGUUAUCAUGAAAGCGAUAAAACAAUGUAAGUUUUGAAGAAGUGGGUAUUAGAAGCCAAAACACUGUCAAUAGUUGUGUUACCUCAGGGAUAUAUAUGCAAUACAUUAGAAAACAUAACGAUGUGAUCAGAACGGUUCCAUUGGACUGAUGAUCGUUCAGCCAGGCGUGACAAUGUUAUUAUUGUGUAAAUAUAGUGCUAGAUAGUUAUUGUUUCAUCAGUCUGUUCAAUACCUUAUCUACUUUUUGGAUGACAAAUCCUUUCUUGAAAACACUAUGUACAUUAGUUAAACCAGUUUGUAUGAAAUAUUUUGUUUUAAGAUGAGCAUUAUUUGUGUUCAGAAAUAAUAUAUCGAAAUAAGGCCUCCUCCUGUCUUAUCGUGUGACUGUCUACAACGUUUUACCUUAUUUUCCUCCAUUUCCAUGUUCACCUUCUAUUUUGCCAGAUGUGCUUCUCACUACAAAUAAAACAAUGAUUU